AGCUACAAUCACCCAGGAGACUCAGGAGUCAGACUGCUCUCUGCUCGACUGGAGGAUCCACACUGCAGACUGGAGAGACUCAAUGUGGAACAUGGUGGAGAACACACAAUGAAACCUGGGCUUAGAAAAUAUGCGUUUGAGCUCACAUUGGACCCAAACACAUCACACAGAAACCUCUCUUGGUCUGAGGUGAAUAGAAAGCUGACAUGUGGGAAUGGGAGUCAGCCGUAUCCUGAUCACCUAGAGAGAUUUCAGGACCAUCCACAGGUGCUGUGUAGAGAGGGUCUGUCUGGGCGCUGUUACUGGGAGGUAGAGUGGAGUGGGAAAUGGGCUAUGAUAGGAGUUGCAUAUAAAGGAAUCAGCAGGAGAGGACAACAUAAUGACUGUGUGCUUGGAGCCAAUGACAAGUCCUGGUGUCUGUUCUGCUCUGAUAAAGGUUACACUGCCAAGCACAAUAAUGAGAGAACAUUCACCUCCUCCGGCUCUCACAGAGUAGGAGUAUAUCUGGACUGGGUGGCCGGCACGCUGUCCUUCUACAUGUAUGGUACCUUCUCUGAUACACUGAUCCACCUGCACACAUUCCACACCACAUUCACUGAGCCCCUGUAUCCUGGGUUUGGGUUCAGUUGGUCCAAAUCCUCAGUUUCUCUGUGUCAGAUAGCCUACUGAAGUCACACUCCUAUUGAAACACAACUGGGUGACAUGAUGGGUUAUGCUUCACUCGAAUAUAAAAAAUAAAUAAAGCCCCUUUGUGAGAAAAAAAAACUAAUUCUGAUUGGCUGGGCCUUGCUCCCCAGUGGGUGGGCCUAUGCCCUCCAGGCCUACUGCUAGCUGUGCCCCUGCCCAGUCAUGUGAAAUCCAUAGAUUAGGGCUUAUGAAUUUAUUUCAAUUGGCUAAUUUCCUUAUAUCAUCUGUAACUCAGUAAAAUCAUUGAAAUUGUUACAUGUUGUGUUUUUUUGUUGUUGUAUAUAUAGUACAUAUUUUUUCAAUUCGUAUGAUGUUACGAAUCUAAUUCGUACAAUAUGUUGCGAAUUUGUUGUGCUUACGAUCCUGGACUGCAUCUUUAACAGAUGAUUAUUAGAUAUGUAAAUAGAUGACAGAAUUUGUUUGUUGACCGUAGCCUGUUUGUAAAAUUGUUGACGCAACAAUCUUGCUUCUGUAUGAACACAAUACACUGAAUGUAAUGUAAUUGUCACAGACUAAUGAGGUUAAUAAAACAGAUGAAAGAA
Molecule: messenger RNA, 1229 nt
Organism: Salmo salar (Atlantic salmon)
Lineage: Eukaryota; Metazoa; Chordata; Actinopteri; Salmoniformes; Salmonidae
Source: RefSeq, a predicted model, not a curated record